AGAAAAGCGCUUCAGUAGCGAGAGGGGCUGAGAAAGUGGUGACACCGCUGGGGUGCGGAGGGAGUCUCUCAAACUUCUCUCAACAGCCCCAGGGCCAAUCUCCCCUCAGCCCACUCCCCUCUUCGCCAGAUCCCUGGUCCCCACUCCCUGCACUGGGGGUGGGGUGGGGAACUGGGCCCGUCUCCCGCGGGGACACACACAGGGUCCGGGAGUGGGGACGGGACCCCCAGGCCAGGGGGGGGUACGGACGGACAGACGGCCGCGCGGCCGCCCCAGCGGGCAGGCAGGCCGGAGGCGGGGGUACGGCCGGGAGGACCUGGGCUGGGGAGUUUCCUCUCAACUAUCGGGGGAGAAACUCCCCAUAGCCGGUGUUUUCCUCCCGGGGGCCGCGUUCCCCGCCCCGCGUAUCGGCGGUUCCCACCGCCACCGCCACCGGUGCCUCCACCUCUGCCAUCUCUUCACCACCUCGGGCCCCGGUGUCCCCGGCCAGCACUAUGCCCAUCUUACUGUUCCUGAUAGACACGUCUGCCUCUAUGAACCAGCGCAGCCAUCUGGGCACCACCUACCUGGACACGGCCAAAGGCGCGGUAGAGACCUUCAUGAAGCUCCGUGCCCGGGACCCUGCCAGCAGAGGAGACAGGUAUAUGCUGGUCACUUUCGAAGAGCCGCCCUAUGCUAUCAAGGCUGGAUGGAAAGAAAACCAUGCAACGUUUAUGAAUGAACUGAAAAACCUUCAGGCAGAAGGACUUACGACUCUUGGCCAAUCCCUAAGGACAGCUUUUGAUUUGUUAAAUUUAAAUAGAUUAGUAACUGGCAUAGACAACUAUGGGCAGGGAAGAAACCCCUUUUUCUUGGAGCCAGCAAUAAUUAUUACAAUCACUGAUGGGAGCAAGUUGACUACUACUAGUGGUGUCCAGGAUGAGCUCCAUUUACCUCUUAAUUCGCCAUUGCCUGGAAGUGAAUUGACCAAGGAACCUUUUCGUUGGGAUCAGAGACUAUUUGCUUUAGUACUUCGGUUGCCUGGCACCAUGUCAGUAGAAUCAGAACAGUUGACAGGUGUGCCUUUGGAUGAUUCUGCUAUCACACCAAUGUGUGAAGUGACAGGAGGCCGGUCAUACUCUGUAUGUUCUCCAAGAAUGCUUAAUCAGUGUCUGGAAUCCUUGGUGCAGAAAGUACAAAGUGGGGUGGUAAUCAACUUUGAAAAGGCAGGACCAGAUCCUCCUCCUCCUGAAGAUGUGCAGCCAGAUAUAUCAAGACCUUUUGGAUCUCAGCCUUGGCAUAGCUGUCACAAGCUCAUAUAUGUCAGACCAAAUCCUAAAACUGGGGUUCCUAUAGGCCAUUGGCCUGUUCCAGAGUCUUUUUGGCCAGAUCAGAAUUCUCCAACACUACCACCUCGUACAUCUCAUCCUAUAGUGAAGUUUUCCUGCACAGACUGUGAGCCAAUGGUUAUUGACAAAUUGCCUUUUGACAAAUAUGAGUUGGAACCUUCACCACUGACUCAGUUUAUUCUAGAAAGGAAAUCUCCUCAAACAUGUUGGCAGGUGUAUGUGAGCAAUAGUGCAAAGUAUAAUGAGCUUGGCCAUCCCUUUGGUUACUUGAAAGCUAGUACAGCACUGACCUGUGUCAACUUAUUUGUGAUGCCUUACAAUUACCCAGUUCUCCUCCCUCUCUUAGAUGACUUGUUCAAAGUGCACAAAGCAAAACCAACUCUGAAAUGGAGACAGUCAUUUGAAAGUUAUUUGAAGACAAUGCCUCCCUACUAUCUUGGGCCCCUGAAGAAAGCUGUUAGAAUGAUGGGCGCACCUAAUCUGAUAGCAGACAGUAUGGAAUAUGGACUCAGUUAUAGUGUCAUUUCAUACCUCAAAAAAUUGAGUCAGCAGGCCAAAAUUGAAUCUGAUAGAGUCAUCGGAUCUGUAGGCAAAAAAGUAGUGCAGGAAACUGGAAUUAAAGUCCGAAGCCGAUCACAUGGGUUGUCAAUGGCUCAUAGGAAAGGUUUUCAAGUGCUGCAGGGUAUUUCGGAAGAUGUCCCCCACAGGCUGCUAGACCUUAAUAUGAAGGAGUACACUGGGUUCCAGGUUGCUUUACUAAAUAAGGAUUUGAAGCCUCAGACCUUUAGAAAUGCUUAUGAUAUACCAAGACGGAAUCUUCUGGAUCAUUUAACAAGAAUGAGAUCUAACCUUUUAAAGAGCACCCGCAAAUUUCUUAAAGGCCAAGAUGAAGAUCAAGUGCACAGUGUACCUAUAGCACAAAUGGGGAAUUACCAGGAAUACCUCAAGCAAGUACCUUCUCCAUUGAGAGAACUUGAUCCUGAUCAGCCUCGAAGGUUGCAUACAUUUGGCAAUCCCUUUAAACUGGAUAAAAAGGGUAUGAUGAUAGAUGAAGCAGAUGAGUUUGUGGCUGGACCUCAGAAUAAACACAAGCGGCCUGGAGAGCCAAGCAUGCAAGGGAUCCCGAAAAGGCGCAGGUGUGCCUCUCCACUCUUAAGAGGCCGACGGCAGAGCCCUGCUGUGAACAGUCACAUCGGAGGGAAAGGACCACCUGUACCCAUGACGCAAGCACAGCCAGGUCUUAUUAAACCCCUUCCUCUGCAUAAAGAAGCCACUAAUGAUUCUAUAGUAGACGAUGUGGUUGAAAAUCAUGUUGCUGACCAGCUUUCAUCAGACAUGACACCAAAUGCUAUGGAUACUGAAUUUUUAACAUCUCCAGCCAAUCUUUUGGAACCAUCAACCAAUCAUACAGAGGCCCUUGGUCAUGAACAUUUAGGAAACAAUGACCUCACUGUUGGUGGGUUUUUAGAAAAUCAUGAGGAGCCAAGAAAUAAAGAACAAAAUGCUGAAGAGAAUAUACCAGCAUCUUCACUUAACAAAGGAAAGAAAUUGAUGCAUUGUAGAAGCCAUGAAGAGGUCAACACUGAACUAAAAGCACAAAUAAUGAAAGAGAUCCGAAAGCCAGGAAGAAAAUAUGAAAGAAUCUUCACUUUACUGAAGCAUGUGCAAGGCAGUUUACAAACAAGGCUAAUAUUUUUACAAAAUGUCAUUAAGGAAGCAUCCAGGUUUAAGAAACGAAUGCUAAUAGAACAACUGGAGAACUUCUUGGAUGAAAUUCAUCGAAGAGCCAAUCAGAUCAACCAUAUUAAUAGCAAUUAAAAGAAAAUAGAAUGCGGCCACUUAUUUCAUUAUCUUCUCCAAAUACAAAGUAAAUACAAGACUGUUGUAAUCUUGUAUUCAUUCUUUGACAUGCAUUGUUGGCUAUUUGAAAUACUAAAAACAUUCUACAGUUCCUUUCCAUCAUUUUACAGUGACCUUUUCAUUUUAGCUUAUUUUUGUAAAGUGAAAAGUAUCACUAAAUUUUUUUCUCCUUUUUUUCUUUUUAUUUUAACAAACUAAAACUAUUCUUCAAAUCCUCUGCUUGUCAUUGGCUCUUGCGUGUCAGUUUUCCUCAGGUUAUAUUUUCUUAAACCAACCUUUAAAAUUGUCAGCUCUGUUAAGGUUGAACUUUGCCAAAAAAAAAAAAAAAAAAAAAAAAAAAAAAAAAAAUUAAAAACAAGUUACUUUGUAAUUUUGGGGGAAAAAAGCACAUACAUUAAAACUAGGUAAUGUUUUGUAUAUACAGUUAUUUUGGAUAUAUUAUUGUAAGUUGUACAAAUGUAUUUUGAAGAAUAUUUAAGAAAAGCACUUUUGUUAUUCCAUCAAUAAAUGCUCUAUUUUACUCUCGUGUGGUUUAGGAAAUAAUCACAUUUAAAGUAACUACUUAAAAACAUUCUAAAACAAUGGAAUUUUAAAGGCCUUGCUUUUUAGCAUUAAAAAAUACACAACUUAAUAUUUGUUAAACUAAUGUAAUUAUGUGUUACAUAGCCUGCAUUGUCUUUCUAACUAUAUGUUCUUGGCUUUUGUUGGCGAUGCCAAUACUCCACUCUUGCCUGGAUAAUGGUAAUACCUUCAUCUGUGGCAGAUAGACAGAUGGGGAGUUUUUAAAAAAACAAUUUUAAAAGUAGAUGAAUUGAGGCAUUAUUGGUUACUUAACACCUUUCAAUCUUUCUUACAGGAUUUAGAUGGCACUCAAGUCUAGCUAAUAGUUAGGGUGUGGUAGCUUUAGGGUAUAUCAUAUUUGGAAAUGCCUAGUAUGCUGUAAUUUGGUCCCAUGCCAUGCUUACAUGAGUUUAUAAUAUGAUGAUUCAGAGAGAGUCUCUUGGUUCUGCUCUCUGAUUCUCAUACUUAUUUAGAAGCUAACUGGAGAGGAAAUCAGCUUAAGAUGACUAUAUUCAUUUUCUUUCCCCCUUAUUUGCACAAGAUGAGGCUAUCUGGCACUUCCAUUCUCCAUCCUCACAGGGCCGCACAUCUUUGUUAAGGAUGUGACCUUGUGUCCUGACUCAUGCACAUAUUCAUAGAUCACUGCUGUGCCUUUUAGUGGUUUGGAGGGGAACCAGUAGAAAAGGUUAGAAUUUUUAGAUUUGGAAUAAUCGGGGUGAAAAAAAACUUUUAAAUUAUUUUUUUAAUUGAAUUAUUUUUAGAUUAAUAAUAUUUGGAAAUCACAUACCCUUAAAAAUAAUUGUAAAUAUUUAUGAAGGAAAGCAUACAUAGAGAAAACAUUCUUGAGGUCUGCUAUUUUAGUCAAGGGGAUUUGAAACUCUUCCAAUACUGAAGACAAACCCUGUAAAGAAAAAGAAACAUUUAAUAUGACUUUUGGUAUUUUCAAAAAACAUUUCAUUAAACAUUUCUUACCUCUUCAAAAUUCCUGGAAGUAAAUGAAGAUAUAAUUUAGAGAUGGAAUUGUUCAAAUAAUUGCCUGUAAUCACACUGCUCAAUUCAGCAGAAACUAUACAAAAUCCAGAUUAACUUUGUGGUUGUGAAUUAUGUGUAUUAAGAGUGAGAUCAGUGGGAACACUGGAGCCAUUUAGAUAGAAAUUAUAUUAAGCCAGCACAUGGGGGGCUGUCUUUGGAAGGCUCUUCAUGUCAUAGGCGAGGUGGAAUGAUGCUCAGAUGUCUCUGCCUUUACUGCAAUUUCCAAAAUGAAGCCCCAAGGAGUGUAAAGUAACAGGAUCUUCUGUGUCUGUG
This is a messenger RNA of Apodemus sylvaticus (European woodmouse), 5054 nucleotides long. It is a transcript of the gene Ints6, whose product is annotated as integrator complex subunit 6. The transcript is spliced from 18 exons. The record is from RefSeq and is a predicted model, not a curated record. Gene Ontology annotation, cellular component: integrator complex. Gene Ontology annotation, biological process: snRNA 3'-end processing. Bases 495 to 3146 code for a protein of 883 amino acids. Lineage: Eukaryota; Metazoa; Chordata; Mammalia; Rodentia; Muridae.